AUAAGAUGGCGUACUAUCAAAUUUAAAUUUUCGUCGAAAAUGGCUUUUUGAGUACUCACUUCUAUUUAAGUUCCAUAACAUGAAGUGAAUUUUAAUAAGUUUAUAACUUUAUAAUUUUUUGUUUAAAAUUCGUUCCUAGAUUUGUAAUUUGUUAGAAAAUGUCUCACCAACUAGAAUUACUGACCGAGAAUCCUUUACAAUGGACGACGGUAUCAUUAAUUACGCCUGAAAUACAGAAAAAGGAAAUCAAACCUUUUGUUUUGUUGGCUCUAAAGGAGUUGGAGGGGAAUCCAGAUAGUAGAAUGAGGUCUCUUAUGAAUGCUGAUAAAUUUUCCGCAGUAAGAUCAGUGGUACGGCAUGUAUCCAGACUAAGAUCGGCUCACAGAGAGCCUUGGGUUGAAGAAGAUGUACAGCUAUUUUUAGAAAGCCUAAAAUUCAGCACAGAGUGUGUCAGUGAAUUAACAACUUUAUUAUGUACAGAUAAAAUAUAUACAAAUUUACAAAGACAUUUGAGGAUCAAACCAGGUAUUGAAAGUUUGCAGUGGAAGAUUGAUGUAUCAAUGAGCCAAAACAACAUUCGAAAUGAAAAUCCAACUCUUGAAAGAAGAAAAGAGAUCCUCUAUAGAGAUACCUUAGUUAUACUAACAUUAUGUCUAACAGAUGGUAAGAAAUAUAUUUACCGAUUAACAUUGAGUAAGUUUCAUGAACUGAGAUAUUUGAUAGCAAGUGCAUUGAAGAGUAUGAUUGUUUUAGAGAAACGUAAAUGUAUGAGGAGAGACUGAUUGCAUUCGACAAUUAAAGUAUGAAAAUGUUUAUGAAACUUGAUUUUACGUUAGUUAAAGACUUGUCUGAACUUUAAAUCUGCUUAAAGUGGAUUAGAUUGCUGUUAAACAACAAUUUGUAAAUGAAUAGUAGUAAUAAUACAUGUAUAGCCAACUGGCUUAAUUAGCUGUUCAAUCACUAGCCUAGCCUCUUUACUAGCGGCCUGAAAAAUAUUCAGCUGUAGAUUGAGUAAGUUUAAAUAACUAAGCAGGGGUGGGUAGAUUUCUUGUGAUAUUUAAUAUCUUAAAUUUGUUAUAACUUAUCUGAAAUAUGAGGGAUCUAGGUGAGUCAUAAAACAUAGGAUACAAAAUUGUGUGAUAUUUUUUUUGAUCUGACCUUCAUGAACGUCAUGAACUCCUGACUAGCGAAUUUUGGAUUAGCCACUUUAUGGCUACCACAACUUGCAACAUUUGUAUUUGUGCAUCACUAAAAUUAAACACUAAAACUAUGUUCAUGUAUGUACAGUCUAUGUUCAUAGAUUUCAUUUACAAGGCUGUUUAUAGAAAGUAUUUAACAUUCCAAGGUUCUUUAAAAUAUAAUAAAAAUUAUCUAUUGUAAAUUUGUAGCUAGAGAAUUACAGACUUAUUAUAUUUAUAUCAUUUUUUUAAACAAAUUUGUUCAGUGUAACUAUAUGUUAAUUGUAUUAACAAAAUAAAAACAUUGAAAAGAACUUUCACAUAAAAACAUUUUCAUAUAAAUAUUCCCAGAUAAUUUUGUUGUUAGUUAUUCGGAAUAUACAAUCAUAUUGUUUUGUUUAAGUAUUAUUAUUAAUCUCAAUAUUUGUAUGGACAAAUUUAAAUGAAGAAUACAGUACAGUAAAAUAAUUAAAAUAAACAUUACAAUUAUGGUAAUAGAAUUACUUAUUUUUAUUU
Molecule: messenger RNA, 1694 nt
Organism: Pieris brassicae (large cabbage white)
Lineage: Eukaryota; Metazoa; Arthropoda; Insecta; Lepidoptera; Pieridae
Exons: 4
Coding region: 159-782 (207 amino acids)
Cellular component (GO): nucleus
Source: RefSeq, a predicted model, not a curated record